This is a messenger RNA of Penicillium soppii, 1272 nucleotides long. RefSeq lists its product as uncharacterized. The transcript is spliced from 4 exons. The record is from RefSeq and is a predicted model, not a curated record. NCBI's taxonomy places the organism in Eukaryota, Fungi, Ascomycota, Eurotiomycetes, Eurotiales, Aspergillaceae. The coding region runs from base 1 to 1272 and encodes 423 amino acids.
AUGCCUCGUUACGAUGAUUACCGUUCAUCAACAGGGACCCUGGACUCCCACGAUAGAUACGAUCGUUACUCACGGGGUCCCCCAGUCGCCGAACGACCCCGCGUUGUCGAAGAUCGCUUUGAAACACGUCUGCGCGAGGACCAGCAAUACCAACAAUAUGGACCCCCUGCGCGCGCCCCGGGGAGGCUCUACGAAGAUGACCAUCUAGAAGUGGCGCAUGACCAUCCGCGUCGUGACGUCCGUCCGCGCCCUGACGAUAGCCCCUCCUUUCGCCGUCCUCAGCUUAUUAGGCGGCAGUCGUCUUUAGAUACCUUCGAUCGCACACCCCGGCACCAAAUGGAAAUGCGUACUCUCCGCUCGCCACGUGUGUCUGCACCGCCUCGUCACCUCCCUUCCCCUGGUCGUUUUCGUGAGCGCGAGGUCUAUGAGGAUAUUAGAAUCGCUGAGCCCGACUAUUAUGGUGAUGAGGAGUUUAGGGAAAUUCGAGACCGGGAUAUGGCUGAUCACCGCCGUCGCUCCAGCAGCAGUGUUCGCAGGCAUGUUGAGAAGCCUUAUCCGCGCAAGGGAAAGACUCGUAUCCCUCGUCACCUGGCCAAUAGAGACGCUAUUCUACAGCUAGGUUAUCCGCUCAAGGAAGAAGUUGAUGUGACUCUCAUUCUAAAGGCACUGUCGAAGGAACAGAUCGACGAAGUGAUCGCCUUGAGCCGCGAAUACAACCGGGAAUCCCACAGGCGCUCUCGUGGUCGCGAUAGGCGCUCUUAUGAUAGGCGCUCUUAUGAUAGUCGCUCUGAGGAUGAAGAGUUUGAAUACAUUAGAAUGUCCGCGUCUCCUCCCCCUCACGCUCACAUGAGAGAACGGUCGCGCGAGAGGGUCGAGUACCUGCAGGUCGAGGCACCUACCCCGCCCUCGAACGGGGCACGCAUCCUCGAAGUGUCGCCUUCCCGUCACCGCUCAGUAUCACAAGUUAGGGAGAUCGCACCCCGGCGGGCAGUAUCAGCUCAUGACCAUAGACGCCUGCACUUUGAAGAGCGAGAGUCUGUUCCGGCUAACUCUUUGGUUCUUGUCCGUCCGCGGGAUGAUGACGAUUAUCAACUCGAAACGGAUAUGAGACGUCUUCGCGUGAACCGCGGCGGAAUCGAGAUUACCCGUCGCCAUGAUACAGAUUUCAUUGAUGAUCGAGGCAACGGGGAGGAGAUUACUGAUGUUCGGAGGGAGCAGCGCAGAGAACCGAACUCUCGCAUUAUGCGCGCGAUGAUGGCUACGCUGACCUGA